UCUCAUGCGGCACUGCACAGGUUCUGAGUCAUGACGUAUUUACUGACAACGCAGUGCGAGUUUUCGCACGAGCUCACCAGCAGCUCUGUAAUGUACUUCUUGGUCAGAUGAACCUCCUCUUGCACCUCUGCCACUGCGCCUAUUAGUUCUUUUCCUCUGUUCAUCGAAACAUUCGCGCCUAUUCUCUGGGGGUGCGCAAAUAAAUUGGACAAUUCACCUUUCCUAUUAAGUUUGGAAAAGUUUUCCUCCUGAACGUUCAACUUUACAGGAUGAGGCGAACGCGUAACCGAAAGCUGGGGAUCCUGUCGUUUCUGGGAUGCUUGGCUUGCUUAACAGUCGGUCACUCUCGCGCAGACGUCUCCUCAAUAGGACGUGUGUUCUUUCUGGAUUUGGAGAACGGAUCCAAAGGUGGACAAGAGGCAGGGUUCGAGGCAGCAGCUAAUGCCUGUAUCGCUCAAGGGGCCCAGGUGGCAUCGGGGGCGGACCUGCAUCAUGCAGUGUUGGAAUGUGCCUUCUCAGCCUGCUCGCGUGGUUGGCUCUCUGGACCAGGCAUAGGGACUACAGUGUGCAGUAGUGUCCAGGGGACUCUGAGGCCGGUUGACGUCCAGUUGGAGAAUGUAACCCGGGACAUUGAACGACUGGGCGUGUUCUGUGUGAAAGAUAGCGAUGCUCCAUGUGGACAACCGCCUUCAUUUCCAAAUUCACAUCUGCAGGGGAAAACUGGGUUAGACCUGGGUGAUGAACUCCUGUAUGCCUGUAACCAAGAAUACAAACUGCCAGAUGGACAGACAGCAUUCAGUCUGUUUUGUGAUAGCUGUGGAGAAUGGUACGGCCUGGUGCAACAUUGUCUCAAAGAUGAUCCUGAAGGCCCCAUCGACUACGAGGAUAAGUUCACCGAUGGCCAUCUCUUUGAGAAUCCAAGGGAGGUGCAUCAAGUUUCCUUAACUUCAGGAGGAACCGUUGAUCAUGAAAUAGAUAAACCCACUUCUGAGCCAGAACGUGAGCUGACUGUCAUGUCGGAGGCAAAUGAGGACGAUACAGUUUUAGCAACUGAACCUCCAGUGUCUCAGCUCAGUCAGAAACACAAGUUUUGGUUUCCUUCAGAGGCCUUCCAGGACCGAGAGGACCGUCAACAUAUAACCACAGAGUCCUCUGUUAAAAUCCCAGUUGAAGACCAGAGUCACAUGACAGACAACUUUUCCCACCAAUCAGAAGUGAUCACAGAGGAAUAUGACUCUGAUUAUGAUCACGCAACAGAUUCACCUACUGAAGAACCUACCAGUCCCAGUGUUGGAAGCACAGAGGAUUCCUGGCUAGAUGGAUACCCUGUUUCCCAAGGGGGAGAUAAAGGGGGUCUGUCCACAGGGAACGCGGAGCUGGAACAUGAAGUAGAUGUGGAAACUGUUACAGGGCACACGGACCUAGAGGUGUUUGAGGAUGCAACUAAAAGCUCUGUGGAGACUGGGGGUUUGAUUGACAGCUCGGUGGAGGAACACAUUGAAGUAACCAAACAUCCUGAGGACGUGAAAUAUGAGGAAGUCAUUCAUGUGAAAGGAGAAGAGAAUGUUGGAGGAGGGACAACCAGAGAUGAAAAGCCAGUUGGAGUGAAGGAUGAUCCAGUGAUAACCUAUUCUGAGGAAUUUACAGAAGAUGAACUGGAAAAAAAGACACCAAAGAUACCAACGAAAUCAGAAUCUGAAGCAGAGCUGGAGUUGGAUGAUGUAACUGAGAUGCCCAAUACUGUGUACAUGAAACCUACCACUUUUGUUACUCUUACAACAACAAGCGCAGAUGAUGUUGCGUUACACAAGCGGCCCAUGAUGUACACACCAUCUUACGCUCCAGAAAACGUGAGCACCAGCCAACAGGGGCUGGGCCCUGAGCACACAGCCACGCCCUCUGGGAUGGUCCAUUUGGACAGUACGCCUGUUUUUAGCGACAUGACUACACCUAUCAUGUGGGAAACCAAUGACAAUGAUCACUUUCUAGAGCAUGUCCCUGAUCGUGGCACAGGAGAUAUCCCCGAUGUUCAGAGUGAGAUAGAAAGGGAUGGCGAUCACAGCCCGGACCCCCAGGAAGGAGCAGGGGAGAGUGCUUGUGCUGAAGACCCCUGCCACGCGUCGGGUCGUGGGCCAAUGGUCGCUGCCAUUAUCGUUGGCAUAGCAGCAGCAGUGGUGGGCGUGGUGUUGGGGGUGUGGUGUUACAAAAAAAGGCAACAAAAGAGCUCCCACUACCAACUCAAUGGAACUAACAGGCAAACGCAGUGUAUUGAAUUACAGCAGACUGUGUAACAGCCACACGCACCCUCACGAACCCACAGCUUACACAAGCAUCAGUACAAAGCCAUUAAUGUGUGAACAUUACUGUCACUUUUACACUAACACAAAGAACGUCCCAGAGCUCACGAAAAUCCAUUGAAUAGGGUGGCGUAAUGCUAGUUUAGGUAAAUUCGUCCAGUUUUUUUGGUCUUUACAUUUUUUGUAUUGUGUUGUUGAUGAAUUGUCACAGAUUUACACUUUUAAUAUGUUGGGUCAAAAAGAGAUGAAUCCAACUGUUGGGUUAACUUAACCUAGGAAAUCUCCAUAUUUGACUCAACCAUGGGAUGAAACAACCCAGAAUUUGAGUUGUCACAACCAUGUUAAUUUAUAACCCAACUGUUGGUUUUGUCACUAUUUGACCCAAACAUGGGUCGAAAAUAACCCUGUAAUCUUUUGUCUGACUUUGUGAUAGAGUGCAUUGGACUGCGGGCUGGUGCAUGAGUGUGUUUAUAGGUUUUUUCAUAAAUGUUUAUCUUGUAUAUGUAUAUGUGUGUGAGAGAGAAAGAAACAAGGAAAGAAAGAGUGAGUGAAAAGAUUGUGGUUGAAUUUAGCAUUCUGUGCAUGCUGUUGGAAGUUUCCCACUCACAGACAGGUGAGACAUUCUUGCCAGAGGAACUGGAGUUGAAUUCUGGUUGGUUUCAGUACAUAUCGGCCCAGAACUUGUAGAAUAAAUAGCUUUCUUCUCUAAAUUUAGAAUACAAUGAGUAUUUGUUUGUCCCCCUAUAAAUAAGUUCAGUUUCUUGAGGAUGAGCUGACUGCUGUUAAACGUCUCAAACUCACAAAUAGGUGAGAAACUCUGGUGAGAGGAAUUGAGGGUUCUGAUUGGCUGUCAGCUUAUAUAAGCUUUUAUUCAUUUAAGUAAGUCCAGGUUCUCCUGAUGCUCAUGAAAACAUUGAAAUAUUAUCCAAUUAAGGGAUAUGUGAACAAUUACAUAUAGGAUGAUAAGAAAAGAAAAAUGUCAUAAGUUAAUAUUUUCUUUAUAUUCUUUAUUUUAAUGCCAGUAUUAAGCUUAUAAAGAUUAUUUCUCCGUUUAUAGAAUGUGCUUUCUCGCUUAAGCAAAAAUUAAACAGAAUUAUUUUAUUUUAUUUAGGUUUAUUAUCUGUUUUGUUACUGAAAAGGUGUAUAAUCUUAAAUAUGUCAUUGAUGUUUUGAAACAAAUAUUUUUGCCCCUCAAUGAUGUAUAACAUUUUCAUUCAUUUAUCACCUCCGGCUACAUGCACUUAUCAGGCAUAUUUAUAUCACGUGUGUAUUAUAAAUAUAAAUACAUUCUUUUAGAACUAGCGAAUUUAAAUAAAACACUACUAUUGUGAUUGUCACAGAGCCGAUGUCAAAGAAAUAUGUGGCACGCUAAUGUUUUUGGUAUAAUGCUUUUGGUUUCUAUUAUGAUUUUAGUUCUCACCGUGUGGUGAAGUAUAGUGACGGUAAACAAAACAUCAUCAGUGUUUUAAAUUGUUAUUUAAACCCAUGUCGAGUAAAAUACUAAGCUUUCUUCACAAAAUUUGCUGGGUCAUAUGCAAAUACUUCAAUGAUUUUUUUUACAAAAUCAACAUCUCACAAUAUGUUUGCAUUUUGUUUGUUACCUAGGGUGAAUUCAUGUUUUCAAGAACUGUACAGCUGAUAUUGUAAUAACUUUUUUUUAUUGUAGAAUAUCAUUCAAUGAAUCCUUUGUCAUACCCCUCUGUUUAGUAGAGAUGUUAGAAUGACUUAUUUCAUAAAAAAACAGUGAUAGUCCUCUAAAUUAUAUGGCAUUUGCAUCCUUCUUUAUGUAAUUGUGCAUUUCAGCUCAUGGGAUCUUUUUUGAAUACAAAGAAUGUUCAAACAUCAGACUUUAGACUUAGAAUCUCUACGUGUUCUGUGCAGGUCAUUGCUUUAAUAUGAAUCUAGAAUUUUUCGUAUGUAAAGAUUUGAGAGAGAAAGACACUUUUCUUAAAUGAUUGGUCACAUAGUGUGGUUUGUUUGUGGCCAUUCGAUGUUUUAUUGGCUCUGAUCAUCAUUUUCGCGCUGACUUUCUGAACUGUAAAUUUUGUUGUGACAUGGAGUUUUCUCUGAAUGAGCGAGUGAAAUCUUUGUGAUGCUUUUUUCCUUUAGAUGUUAAAACUGCUUGGUAAUAUCACACAUUACACUGUAGCAAUGUCUGGUAGAUGUUAUUUGAAGGUAUCUUGACUAAACAAAGUUGUGGAAAACUAACUGAACAUUAACAAAUAAAUUACU
This is a messenger RNA of Triplophysa dalaica, 4529 nucleotides long. RefSeq names its product sushi domain containing 5 (gene susd5). Gene Ontology annotation, molecular function: hyaluronic acid binding. The record is from RefSeq and is a predicted model, not a curated record. Lineage: Eukaryota; Metazoa; Chordata; Actinopteri; Cypriniformes; Nemacheilidae. Gene Ontology annotation, biological process: cell adhesion; Notch signaling pathway. The transcript is spliced from 5 exons. The coding region runs from base 270 to 2291 and encodes 673 amino acids.